This is a messenger RNA of Micromonas pusilla CCMP1545, 528 nucleotides long. The record is from the annotation of a RefSeq genome assembly. NCBI's taxonomy places the organism in Eukaryota, Viridiplantae, Chlorophyta, Mamiellophyceae, Mamiellales, Mamiellaceae.
CGCCCCCGACGAUGAGAAAAGAUGCCGUGAAAGGAUGCGUUUUUGAAGUCGUCGCCGCAGAGCCCCUCCAUCGCGCACGUCGUCUUAAUACUAGUUGAUUUGGAUUGGAUCAUGAUGUCGCCGUCGGCGUUUACCUUCCACGGACCAGUGUGUGUCUGGCUGGCAACGUUUCUUCCAAGCGUCCGGAUGCGGCGGCGCAAAUUUCGCUCGUUCCGCCAACCUCUCCGCGAGCGCGUCGUCGAUCAACACGUCGUCGCCCGCGCGCGAGCUGUGAUCGAGCAUGUGCGGUUCUUUUAUGAUCAGCCUAUCGAAAUCGCCCAUGAGCGUCGUCGGUUCAUUGGCCCCGCAGUCCUCGUGUUCGCAUUGCGUGUACACGGGAACGUCGUUAUGUCGUGCACGUCUGCACCGACGCGUCUGAAGAGGUGCAAACUUUUCGGCACUCCUCGGGCCUUUUGUGUCCAUACGAAUUUUGACCGUUCCGCGACCACGAAGGGAAUAUCGGCGAGCAUUUUUGACGUUCGGACCCUG